Sarcophilus harrisii (Tasmanian devil) is the source of this 2944-nucleotide messenger RNA. RefSeq lists its product as uncharacterized. The coding region runs from base 947 to 1693 and encodes 248 amino acids. The record is from RefSeq and is a predicted model, not a curated record. The transcript is spliced from 6 exons. Gene Ontology annotation, molecular function: microtubule binding. Lineage: Eukaryota; Metazoa; Chordata; Mammalia; Dasyuromorphia; Dasyuridae.
UUCCUGUCUCAAAUGAGGCAUUCCUUAUAGGUUACCCUCAAAGUAAGCCAUUCCCCCAAAUCAGCUCUCUUCUUUUGAUACAAGGAACUACCCGAGCUUCUAGCCGAUAAAGCUUACCUCUUAAAUGCAAGAAGUUCCUCAUUCCCUGAAGAAUUGGGGAAGAAGGGAAGGGGGUAGUCUAAUUCAUCUAAAUGUUUUUUAAUGCUCCUAUAUCCUGGGUUGUAUGAUGGCCUGGCAUUCCCUGGGUGGGCUGGGAAACCCCUAUGCUGGAUAUUUCAGAGAGAUGGAAGAGCACCCUUUCUUUUCUGUACCCCACUUCAAAAACUCAGGCCCAGAUAUAACCCAAGAGGAGGCUAUGGCCCCACUGUCCUGGGAAGGCCGGGACAGCAGGGAGAGCAAGCUCCCAGCCUGGUACAGAGCAGACACAGAUAACAUUGUGCUCCCAGCUCCCUUCGGCUCUGGGGGAAUCCUACUCUACUCUGGGGAGCUCUCCACCCCGACCUGCCAUAUUCCACAGUUGUCAUACUGACCAGUGGGAUGCGGAAUGCUGCCUGCACUUUCACAAGCAGUCACUGUGUCAGUUGGUUUUGCUCAACUGUUUUUGCUUCAAAGGAGUUGAGGGAGAUCUAUCCAGAAAUUAUGGGGGAAUAUAAACAAAGGGCAUCAAAACACAGCAUUUUUUUAAACCUAAGAAAAAAUAGCUGGGGAAGGGGAAAGGUUUCAUCAUGCUCCUCGGAGUGGGCUUCCCCACAGACAGCAAGAGUUUAUUUUGCAGAAGGCAGACUCGGUCUCAAAGACCUCAUCAGAAGACUCAGCAUCACCUGGAAUCCUUCCUCGGGGCUGACUGCCCAGCCCCUGCCUUCUCAGGCUUCUGCUGGGGAAGCAAUUUGAGUCUGAAUAUUACAUCAGCACAAGCCACCAAGACUGUUUCAAGCCUUGGAAAACUAUGCCUGGCACCAGCUAUGUGAAAAGACCUGUCCAGCCAGGUAACUACAGCAUGCUUACCACCAACCAAGUAUUUUUCCCUCCUAUACCCUCUGGACAGCAAACUUUUCCAGUUCGAAUUCGAAGAAAAGUCACACCAUUGGAAUGCCAGAUUCAUACAGGCUGUUUCACUAGCACAGACUUUCGUACUGUGCAUAAGGAAGCCUAUGAUAGCUGGGAUCCAAGCAACUAUCAGCAGCCGGUAAAACCUAUGCACCUGCAAGAUGAGCUUACCAAUAUGUUCAGGAACAGCAAUGCCAAGUUUGAUGAUUCCACUGUGACCAAGGUCUCUUACCCACCACACUUCAAAACCAUAAAAAUAGCUAAAGCCAAACAGCCCACCAGCAUAUUCAGAGUUCCUCAAGAGAAAUUUCAAGAUGUCACCACCAACAAGCAAUUCUUCCAGAAGUGGGAAGUCCAACCCCGAAUCCGCUAUGGAGAUAUCCAUAAUGAGGUCUAUGUUAAGCCUACGCUGCCAUUUGAAAGCUUAACCACCACCAAAAGCUCUUUCACUCCUACAAUUGCCAAAAAGGUGAAGUUAUUCAAACAAAGCAACAGUAUCAAGAUUGAGGGAAACCAUGACUUCUCCACUGUGUACAAGGAGGCCUACAGGCCACCUCAGUUGCCCAGCUGUUCAUCACUCACUCAUCUGAUCCAAAACCAGGACAAAGAAACCACAAACAUCGAAACUACAACCCAACUCACCUGAGCAAACUAUGUGUGGCUCAAGAGGCAGCUCUCUGUCACAAUUUCAUAGCUACACAAUAUCAUAGUCAAACUUCUCCUGGGAAAAAGCCCCCAAUCAGUUCACCUGAAACAGCUCUGACCGAGGAUACAAUAUGUCAUUCUGUCCAGUGAAUGUUUCCUCCUACUUACUCUUUAAGUGAUCUUAGGUAAUUUUAUCAAAGAGUUACUGAGCCAAUAUAGGGAAAGAGGUUCUAAAACUUGAUUAAAAAAUAUUUUUCUUUAAUAGAAAAGGUUUCCAUACCUACUGUGACUUUGAUCUGACUUGUAAAAUAUAUUCUUUCCAUGAAGAUUUUUUUUUACAAUAUAAAAAUGGGAUUUUCUUCAUUCUUUGAAUCUAAACUGAGUCAGUUAUUAGCAGGCCAAACCUAUUAGUACUGUUCCCCAAGUCUGUAGUGUCUCCAAACACUUAUAGGCAGAGACACAGAAAAGUUUAUAAAUUUAAAAUAACAUGGACUAAAAAUACAUGAAACAACAGGAAUAGAGUAGUAUAUCUGUUUCACCUCCAGGUCAUUCCUGCAAAAACAAAUGAUAUCUUCAUUCCUCAUUCCAAUUAAUGCUGUGUUUUGACAUAUGCCAGUGAAGUAGUCAUUUAAGUAAAUAGAGGGCACUAACAAUAAAAAAAUGUAAAUCUGAAGCCAGGGAUUCCUGAUCAAAUAAAACCCAACUGUAGGAAGGAAAUGAGGGAAUGUGGCAGUGAUUAGAUCUACUGCCACCUGUUACUCAAGGAAAGGGACACAGAAGAGUUUUUUUUUUUUUAAAUGACCAAACUUUUCCUAAAAGUGUUAUCUGUAUUUUUUAUAAACAGUCUAAAGAUAAAAACCCUAAAGUUUCAGAAACAUGCUCUGGAUAAUUCAGACUCUUUUCCAGGAUGCUUCCCAAGCAAGAAUAAAUCUCAUCUAUCAGUUCUGAGCUCAGGCUUCUCUUUGAUAAUUCUUGGCCAGAGUUAAAAAGAGGAUGAGCCCCAGCUUGGCAAUAAUGCCAUCUAAUAUGUUCCAAGUGAAGAAUAAGAGUCCCAAUAAGGAAAUCACAAAUGCAAAAAUGAUUCAGAACCGAGUUCUGCUCCAAAUGGCUGAGCAAUGCCAGAAGAUCAUUCUACAGGAGUAUGGGAAGUGAGCAAUGCACCAAAACCCUCCCAGCUGAUCUCUGCUUCUUGAUCCAUCUCUAAUCCUCACUUAACCCUAAGAAAGCCCUUGCCACCUAUUUUCUAGAUAGA